GAAAAAAACCGAAAAACCGUGGGAAGCGCUCUCCUUCACGUUCCCACUCUGUGGAUCCGCCAACGAACCAUAUAGCUCCAAAGUCCAAGCCAUACGUGAGGGCGAGGCUUUUAAGUCACCCUACCCUGGAACUCAACGAUCCUCCUCAUUAUCAAAUCCCAUUCCCUUCCUUCCAGUACAACUUCUAGCUCACUCUUUUUGCUUCUUUUAACCAUUGCAGCACACGUAUCCAGCUGACCGAUAAUAAGGACUGAAGACAUGGUGGUGUUCAAGGUUUCUCGUGUGGAGACUACGCCUUUCGAUGGCCAGAAACCGGGAACUUCUGGCCUUCGGAAGAAGGUGAAAGUUUUUAUUCAGCCUAAUUACUUGGAAAAUUUUGUUCAAUCAACAUUCAAUGCCCUGACUGCAGAAAAAGUUAGAGGCGCUACACUUGUUGUUUCUGGUGAUGGCCGCUAUUACUCAAAGACCGCUAUUCAGAUUAUUAUUAAGAUGGCAGCUGCAAAUGGGGUCAGGCGUGUUUGGGUUGGUCAGAAUGGAUUACUUUCAACUCCUGCUGUGUCAGCUGUAAUCCGUGAAAGGGUUGGAAUAGAUGGAUCAAAAGCAACAGGAGCAUUUAUAUUGACAGCAAGUCAUAAUCCAGGUGGUCCACAUGAGGAUUUUGGUAUUAAAUAUAACAUGGAAAAUGGCGGACCUGCUCCUGAGGGAAUCACAGAUAAGAUCUAUGAGAACACAACAUCAAUAAAAGAGUACCUAAUUGCUGAUCUGCCUGAUGUGGAUAUUGCAGCAAUUGGUGUGACUAAUUUUGGCGGGCCUGAGGGACAAUUUGAUGUUGAGGUCUUUGAUUCAGCAAGUGAUUAUGUGAAAUUGAUGAAAUCUAUCUUUGAUUUUGAGUCUAUAAGGAAGCUGCUUUCAUCUCCAAAAUUCACAUUCUGUUAUGAUGCAUUACAUGGUGUUGCUGGGGCUUAUGCAAAACGUAUUUUUGUGGAGGAGCUCGGUGCACAAGAGAGCUCAUUGUUGAACUGUGUUCCCAAGGAGGACUUUGGAGGAGGUCAUCCAGAUCCCAAUCUCACUUAUGCAAAAGAGUUGGUUGCUCGCAUGGGAUUGAGUAAAUCAAAUUCUCAAGUUGAACCCCCGGAAUUUGGUGCUGCUGCUGAUGGUGAUGCAGAUCGUAACAUGAUCCUUGGUAAAAGGUUCUUUGUAACUCCAUCGGAUUCUGUUGCAAUCAUUGCUGCCAAUGCAGUUGAAGCCAUACCUUAUUUCUCUGCUGGUCUAAAGGGGGUUGCCAGGAGUAUGCCGACAUCGGCUGCCCUUGAUGUUGUGGCCAAACAUCUGAAUUUGAAAUUCUUUGAGGUCCCCACUGGCUGGAAGUUUUUUGGCAAUUUGAUGGAUGCAGGAUUGUGUUCAGUUUGUGGGGAAGAAAGUUUUGGAACGGGGUCUGACCAUAUACGUGAGAAAGAUGGCAUUUGGGCAGUUCUGGCCUGGCUAUCUAUACUGGCAUACAAAAAUAAGGAAAAUCUCAAUGGAGGAAAGCUUGUGACUGUUGAAGAUAUAGUUCGCAAUCAUUGGGCUACCUAUGGCCGCCAUUAUUAUACUCGAUAUGACUAUGAGAACGUUGAUGCAAGUGCAGCAAAGGAACUAAUGGCAAACUUGGUUAAGCUGCAGCCUUCCCUCGGUGAAGUUAACGAGAUUGUCAAGGGGAUAAGAUCAGAUGUAUCAAAGGUGGUCCAUGCUGAUGAAUUUGAAUACAAAGACCCUGUUGAUGGUUCAAUCUCAAAGCACCAGGGUAUUCGAUAUUUGUUUGAGGAUGGCUCUCGACUGGUUUUCCGCCUCUCAGGAACUGGCUCAGAAGGUGCAACCAUACGUCUUUAUAUUGAACAAUAUGAGAAGGAUUCAUCAAAAACUGGAAGAGAUUCUCAAGAAGCACUCGCUCCUCUUGUGGAUGUUGCUCUCAAACUUUCUAAGAUGCAGGAAUUCACAGGCCGAUCUGCGCCAACUGUUAUUACUUAGAUGCACAACGGUACAUGCAAAUUUUGAUAUCAAAUUCCCAUUUGAACUUGAACAAAUAUGGUUGUGCUUUGGUAAUUAUGAACCGAUUUAAGGAAACUUUGUUUAAGCUAUUGGUCCUUGACCUGAAUGUAUCCUAGAAGUACCAGGUAUUCAAGUGUAUGAGAUUAUACUAUGCCAUAAAACAUGCCGACCUUGAUUUUUGAUGUGAGAAUAAUACAAAGUAUCUCAUUUCUGGGCA
Manihot esculenta (cassava) is the source of this 2245-nucleotide messenger RNA. RefSeq names its product phosphoglucomutase, cytoplasmic. NCBI's taxonomy places the organism in Eukaryota, Viridiplantae, Streptophyta, Magnoliopsida, Malpighiales, Euphorbiaceae. The transcript is spliced from 18 exons. The record is from RefSeq and is a predicted model, not a curated record. Gene Ontology annotation, biological process: carbohydrate metabolic process. Gene Ontology annotation, cellular component: cytosol. Gene Ontology annotation, molecular function: magnesium ion binding; phosphoglucomutase activity. The coding region runs from base 259 to 2007 and encodes 582 amino acids.